UAAUAAUUUGGGUUUGCUCAGCAUUAAUGAUCUUCAAAACUUUUUACAGACUUUAUUCAAUCUUUGAUCCAACAAUUUCCCUUUACGACGACAAUAUUGUCAAGUAUGAGAAAAUUUACAACCAACUGUAUGCUCUAAGCCUUGGUUUAAUCCUAUUGAACUUUUACAUGGAUUAUUCAAUGUACAUAAAAUACUUGAAUGCUUAUAAAAGGAUCGUCAAGAAUGGCUUCGAUAUUGACUCAACUGAAUAUGUGGAGAAACAACUCAAAAUCAAUCGAUUGUUCAUCAAGUUGGCCUUUAUUUGUGAACUGGCCAUUACUGGGUACAACAAUUAUCUCAAUUAUUAUCGCAAACUUGGUUUUCGAAGUGAAAUGAUUUUCCUUUCAGUAACAGCAUGCAUCACUCAAUGUAGUUCACUAAUUUUCGUACAAUUUAUCAUUGAAUGCUGCAUCUAUUGCCAAUCAAGCUUCAUACCUCUAAACAAUUCACUGGAUAUAAUUAUAAGGCAAAAUGAAAGAUCGAUUGAUAUCAAUCGUAUUGCUAAAUUAAUCCGUUUAAGUUACGAUAAAACAACUGAAUCUAUUCGUUGCAUGGAUAAAUUUCUAACAUUUGUUCUUUUCGCUUUCUAUUCGUACUACAUUGGCCAUUGUAUUUUCGCUUUUGGUAUCAUAUUGAGUUAUGCCAGCUCAUUUUAUUUUCUGUCAUUCGCUGUCUUGAGAUUUCUGGUUGAUGCGUUUUACCUUUUUUGGGUUACUUAUCAUUUGGUUCGCGUAAAUCAACUAUCAAUCCAAAUGUUUGACAAAGUCUAUCGACUCUCAUUUUCACUCGACUCAUCCCAUACAAUCGCAACCAUGAACGAGAUCAAUUUAUUUCUAUUGCGAACCAAUCGGAAUGAUGUUGGAUUUACAUUUGCUGGCCUUUGCAUGGUUUCACCCAGUUUCGUAUCAUCACUGGCAACCAUUUCAUUGACUCUUGGGUUAGCUUUGCCCAGUUUCAUCAAAUAACCAUUCUUUUGGCUUCUGAAUAAUGUUAUUUUUAACAAGAAAGAUACAGUUAAAGUUAAUGUCAUUUGACUGAAAG
Tetranychus urticae (two-spotted spider mite) is the source of this 1080-nucleotide messenger RNA. NCBI's taxonomy places the organism in Eukaryota, Metazoa, Arthropoda, Arachnida, Trombidiformes, Tetranychidae. The record is from RefSeq and is a predicted model, not a curated record.